This is a messenger RNA of Physella acuta, 1053 nucleotides long. RefSeq names its product mediator of RNA polymerase II transcription subunit 7-like. Gene Ontology annotation, molecular function: transcription coregulator activity. The record is from RefSeq and is a predicted model, not a curated record. NCBI's taxonomy places the organism in Eukaryota, Metazoa, Mollusca, Gastropoda, Physidae. Gene Ontology annotation, cellular component: core mediator complex; mediator complex. Gene Ontology annotation, biological process: regulation of transcription by RNA polymerase II.
AACACAGACAGAGACAGCGCUGCACCACAGACCACAUCCUGAGCCUGACCUCAUUUCUAUAUUUUUAUUUUCGACGCCAAUGAGCUCUUAUUCAUGAUUUUAUUAACAAAAUACAAAAAAUGUCGGAGGGACAAGGAGUCAGCGCAUUUCCUAUGCCCCCAAUGCAGUAUGUUAUGAAUUACUCAGAUGAAAAUAUUAAACGCGGAAAAGCUCCUCCUCCACCCCCACCUAUUCAGGAUUCAUAUACAAUGUUUGGUGCUCAUUUUACUGCUGAUGAAGCCAUUAUACGCCCUCUUGAAGCAUCAGGCUGUCGCAGAUUAUAUCCACACAAUUAUGAUCACAAAAGGGAGUUGAAAAAGUUAAAUCAUUCUAUAUUGGUUAACUUUUUAGAUCUUUUGGAUGUUUUGAUACGAGCACCAGAGUCACCCAAGCGUGCAGAAAAGUUGGAUGAUAUUAACUUGCUGUUCAUCAACAUGCAUCAUCUAAUUAAUGAGUUCAGACCUCAUCAAGCUAGAGAAACGCUACGCGUCAUGCUGGAAUUGCAGCGCACCAAAAGAACAGAGAUAGCCCAGAAAUUUCAAGAACAUUUUGACAAGGUGCUGGAUCUGAUCCAGACAGCUUUUAAAGCGAUCCCUAAUGAUGUCACACUGGACUCCAGCCUUUUGUCUGAAUCAGAGAUGCUGGGUCAGUCUGCUGAUGUAAAAAUGGAAUUCAUGGAAUCUGAUGCAUGUGACAGCCUGGACAAAAUGAUGUGUCAGAUAGUUGAUGACAUGACGUGACAAUAAGCUCUCAUGGGAUUUUUUUUUCUGUGUAAAUGUGUAUACAUUUUAUAUUUUAAAAUAUUUUUUGGGUUUUUUCCCCUCAUUGCUGGUAAAAACAAUAAGCCUCUGUGAGGCUGAGUAAGUUUACAUCUAUUAAAACAUUGCAUUUGUGUUGAGAACAGUUUUUUUAUUCAAGAAAAAAAUUCUGUAUAUUUUAAAAUAUUUUCACAAGAAUGUUCACUUAGUUUCACUUUUCAAGGACUAAAUAAACGUUUAAUUUUAAAACUUUAAA